CCAGACGACGCCACCUCUAAUAAGGAAGACGCCAUUGCUCCCUAGUAAGAACUUCCUGUGAUUGAUACCGGCUUAUUCGACGCAUUUAUAUUAGAACUUGCGACCACUGAGACAAUGUCUCGCAAUCGGGAGAGUACCAACACAGACAAUAAAGUCUACGUUGGAGACUUAGGAAACAACGCGUCCAAAGGAGAAUUAGAAGAUGCUUUCUCGUAUUAUGGAAGACUAAGAAGUGUCUGGGUAGCAAGAAAUCCUCCUGGUUUUGCAUUCAUUGAGUUUGAAGAUCCAAGAGAUGCAGAAGAUGCUGUUCGUGGUCUGGAUGGAAGAACUGUGUGUGGUCGACGAUGCAGAGUAGAGUUAUCAACAGGACGAACUCGUUCGCGCGGUUAUAGCGGACCAUCUCGACGUGGAAGACCUUUCCAUCCUGAAGAUCGCUGUUAUGAAUGUGGAAGUCGUGGCCAUUAUGCUAGAGAUUGCCCUCUGUACAGUCGCGGUCGUAGACGUGGAUCAAGGAGCAAUAGUCGCUCUCGUAGCCGCUCACGUAGCCGCUCACGUUCAAGGAACCGUAGUCGCAGCCGUUCCAACUCUCGUCGCUCCAGGUCUCCCAGCCGUUCAAAGAAUCGUUCUCGUAGUCGCUCCACAUCUCGCCACUCACGUCGAUCCCGAUCGGUUUCACGUCAUUCACGCACUCGGUCUCCUACCCGGUCAAAGUCAAAAUCCGUAUCGCGCCGAUCCGUUUCAGAUCGCAGUCAAUCGCGUGACCGUUCCCGAGAUCGCUCGCGUUCCCGUGACCGAUCGCACGAUCGUUCACGUUCGGUUUCUCGUUCCCGGAGCAGAUCAUCUAAACGGAGUGUCAGCCCGCGUGCCAACGGCGACGAUUGAUAAAUAUUGAGGACAUACUUUAUUUGGGCAACAUCAUAAUUUUUUUUUUACAUUUUUUACUUCUUUCUGGGUUAUCUUUAGAAAUAAUGGCUGGCUGACGUAGCGAAGCUACACGGCGCAAUGUUUUUGCUCUGCUUCAUUCUAAAUUUCUUGAAAACAGACGGUCCCUAAAUUUCACUUUUCCCCGACAUGAAAGAAAAAAAAACCUUUUUUUCCCCCUCUCUCGUCUCCAUUACCCCCAUCGGCCACCCCAUCACUAGCCCUCAUCUUAUUAUUAUUCAGUCGACAUUCCACAGUUGGAAAAGAACUGCAAUACAUGACUCACUGGAAA
Molecule: messenger RNA, 1213 nt
Organism: Daphnia pulicaria
Lineage: Eukaryota; Metazoa; Arthropoda; Branchiopoda; Diplostraca; Daphniidae
Product: serine/arginine-rich splicing factor 7-like
Exons: 7
Coding region: 115-882 (255 amino acids)
Biological process (GO): mRNA splicing, via spliceosome
Cellular component (GO): nuclear speck
Molecular function (GO): zinc ion binding; RNA binding
Source: RefSeq, a predicted model, not a curated record